Pangasianodon hypophthalmus (striped catfish) is the source of this 12052-nucleotide messenger RNA. It is a transcript of the gene uckl1b, whose product is annotated as uridine-cytidine kinase 1-like 1b. The record is from RefSeq and is a predicted model, not a curated record. Gene Ontology annotation, cellular component: cytoplasm. The coding region runs from base 5721 to 7328 and encodes 535 amino acids. Gene Ontology annotation, molecular function: ATP binding; kinase activity. Lineage: Eukaryota; Metazoa; Chordata; Actinopteri; Siluriformes; Pangasiidae. The transcript is spliced from 15 exons.
UUUUGUUGAGGCCUAUCACAGAGAAGGUUCUCUCAGAUUCUGCAUUUGAGUGUGAUAGGCAGAGCACAAGCUGUGCCACUUUCACAAAUCUUUGGAGCCUGGGUGCACCUAUGAAAUGGCUCUUCAUGGCACUCAGGUUUGCCCAUAUGAUGUCCAUUCGGUGGAAUUCUUUCUCCCCAUCCUUAUUGACAGUUUUCCAGACCCCUUCUGGGAUGUCGGUGUCUUCUAGCAUUUGAAAUCCAGGAGCUCCUCACCCAUGCUGUCCUGUUCUCUGGCAUCGUCAAAUGGCAGAAGGUGAAAAAAAGUUUAAAAAAAAUAAAUAAAUAAAAAAGCUCAAAUGUCAUCACUAGUUUUCUUCAAUAUUAUGAAAUUCUGUAAAUAAAAUUGCAACUAAUUCAUCACCACCAACUUAGCCAAACAAGACAAAAAAACAAAACACAUUUUAAUUACAAAAUCCCUCUCUCUCCCUGUUUAACACCUCAGAAGUAUCCUCUCUUACCCAUUACAGCAGCUGGUGGAGUCAGCCACCACUCCAAAUCACUCACACUCACUUUUUUCAUUAAAAAAAAAAUUAACAUAUUUAGUUAAUUAUUCACCUGGCAGUUGGUUUUCUUGUCCUGGAAGGUCAACAUUUUCUAAACUAAAAGUUACAGGCUUCAGGAACUUUGACAUCAGCUUUUGUAUGAAACUCUUUAUCUGAAAUACAGAGAUAUUAACCUCCCAAAAACAACUGUACAAACCAGUUAACUGACAUCAUGAAUACACUAACUGAAAUGGUGAAAUCACAUACCUGCCCAUGAAGGAGAUAGAAACAUGGAUCUUGUCUCUGGAAUAACAGAUUAAACUCAGUAAAUGUAGGUAGAUGUACGUAGAUGUACUUGAUAUCAGAGGAGAACUUCAGUGGUUGGAUCCUCAAAAUGGGUACGGAGUCGCACAAAUCUGGGUUGCCUUUCAUCUACAAAACAAGUACAGCCACCUGAUGCUUAAAUGCAGUACCUCCAUGUACUUUGUGUCACAAAACACACAGAACACUAUUCUCAAAGUACAAUAAAUGCAUUAAGCAAGGAUAACUUGUCAUUAAGCAUGUCCUAUCUCUUUCUAAUUUAAUGCAAAAAAUGUAGAAAUUAUAUUGUCAGCAAUAACUUGAGGGAAAUGUAAAAACUUAGAAAUACACUGCUCAAAAAAAUAAGGGAACACUCAAUCAUUACAGUAUAACACCAAGUUAGCUGAACUUCAGGGAUAUCAAUCUGUCCAGUUAGGACGCAUAAGUAAUUGUGAAUCAGUUUGACCUGCUUUGGUGCAACUGAAAGUGACAACAGGUGCACUGGAGAGGCAACAGUAGGACAACCCCCAAAAAGGGAAUGGUUUUGCAGGUGGUGGCCACAGACAAUUGCUCUCUCCUUAUCCUUCCUGACUGAUUUGUCUCUAGUUUUGUGUUUUGUUAGGGUCCUUAGAACUACUUGUGUCAUGAGGCAGUACCUGCACCCCCGUCAGUUUGCACGGGUAGUCCAACUCUUCCAGGAUGGCACAUCCAUACAUGCCGUCGCAAGGGGGUUUGGUGUGUCCCCCAAUACAAUUUCAAGAGCAUGGAGGAGAUACUGGAAGACAGGCCAUUACACGAGGAGAGCUGGACAGGGCCGUAGAAGGGCAAGAACCCUGCAGCAGGACCGGUAUCUGCUCCUUAUUGCGAGGAGGAACAGGAGGAUCACUGCCAGAGCCGUACAAAAUGACCUCCAGCAGGCUACUGGUGUGCAUGUUUCUGACCAAACUGUCAGUAACAGACUCCAUGAGGGUGGCAUGAGGGCCCGAUGUCCUCUAGUGGGACCUGUGCUCACAGCCCUGCACCGUGCCGCUCAACUGGCAUUUGCCAGAGAACACCAGAAUUGGCAGGUCUGCCAUUGGCACCCCGUUCUCUUCACGGAUGAGAGCAGGUUCACACUGAGCAUAUGUGACAGACGUGAGUCUGGAGAUGCCGUAGGGAACAUUAUGCUGCCUGCAGCAUCAUCCAGCAUGACCGGUUUGGCGGUGGGUCAGUGAUAUCUGGGGAGGAAUAUCCUUGGAGGGUCGCACAGACCUCGGUAGCUAGCCAACGGUACCCUUAUUGCUGUUAGGUACCGGGAUGAAAUCCUCAGAGCCAUUGUCAGACCUUACGCUGGUGCAUGACAAUGCCCGGCCUCGUGUGGCCUGAAUGUGUAGGCAGUUUCUGGAUGACGAAGGCAUUGAUGCCAUUGACUGGCCCUCACUUUCCCCAGACCUGAAUCCAAUUGAGAACCUCUGGGAGGUUAUGUAUCGGAGCAUCCAAAGCCAUCAGUUAGCACCACAGACUGUCCAGGAGCUCACUGAUGCCCUGAUGUAGGUCUGGGAGGAGGUCUUCCAGGACACCAUCUGCCAUCUCAUCAGGAGCGUGCCCAGAUGUUGUCGGGAGUGCAUACAGGCACGUGGGGGCCAUACACGCUACUGACUUACAUUAUGAAUUGCCAUGAUGAAAUUAAUCAAUUUUUUACUUUGAUUUUCGGUGUAUUUUUGAAUCCAGCCCUCAAUGUGCUGAAGACUUUGGCUUCCAUUAGCCAUUGUGACAUCACUUUGUUCUCAACAAAUUACAAGUGUAUAUAAGUAAAGAUUUUCAACUUGAAUGUUUUGUUCAUCGAGAUCCAGUGUGUGAUUUAAGUGUUCCCUUAAUUUUUUUUUGAACAGUGUAUUUUCAUGGAUUUCAGAAACUCUAGUAAUUGCUAUGCCCCCCUUUAACAGCAUUCACUCAAGCUGGCAUAGACCUCACAAAUUUAUGUAAAACCCGACGAUCCAUGUUAAAUCCAUUUCACUGUUAUCUGAACAUGCGCUUCAGUGACAAGGACAAGACUCAGGGAAAAUCUGGCCUUUUGUACAAAGGUACAUGGUCAAUAUCACAAUCAAAAAUUUAUUUAAAGUAUCAAUACCAAUAGUGCUAUUGUUUUAAAUAGUGUUAUUGUUAGAAAUAGUGCAGUAUAUUGAAUAUCCAAGAUAUUGAUCAUUUUCCUUUCUUUGGUUAAAAAUCUUUUACAUUCUAAAACUUUUUCUAGUUUUAAAUGGAAAAAAAAUAUCCCAGAUUUUCAAUGUGGUCCCAGGCUUUUAGACCUCACAGUAUGUGUAUAUACACUCACUAUCCACUUUAUUAAGAAUAUCUGUACACCUGCACAUUCAUGCAGUUAUCUAAUCAGCCAGUCAUGUUGCAGCAGCACAAUGCAAAAAAAAAAAAAUCAUACAGAUACAGGUCAAGAGCUUCAGGUAAUGUUCUCAUCAAACAUCAGAAUGAAGAAAAAGUAUGAUCUCUGUGGCUUUGAUCGUGGCAUAUUUGUAAGCAUUCAGACUGUGCAGAGGGGUUUCCUGUUGGUGUUUUGAUAUGUUUGAGUAUUUCAUAUUGAGUAUUUCAUAAUUUAAAAAGUAUUUCUUAAACUCUGUUAGUCUCUGUUUACCUGACUUGAACACUGUUUCCAAUAGUAAUUAUUUUUUAGUACAGCUACCUGCUCAACCCAUAGGUGCACAAUGUAGAGCCUUAAACAGCUGACAGAUGGCGUGCUACUUCUUAUACUUACUGCAAGGAAGUAAAGCAGACUAACUUUUGCAGACAAAACUGGCUAUCUAACUUGGUUACUCUCGUAACUUUAACACUGAGUGCUAAUACUGAUGAAGUUCUCCACAUUCUGUUAUAAAACGUCUUUGAGGACAAACUAAAACUCAAAAAAAGAAAACAAAAAACAAUGUUGCCAACUAACAUCCAUCCAGUCAGCACAGCUGUGGUACUUGCCUGUCAGUCAUGUGUCAUGAACAUAUGCAUGCAUGGAUUUUGGGGUGUGGCUCAACAAUAUGUCUUCCUAGUCUGUCAUGUACACAUACGCAGUAGUUUGAACUUGAUGUUUGUAAUACAGCAAAAUCCCUAAUGAGUAUUAUCUUGCAUGUAUGCACUGCUUAGAAUAUUUAGAAUUUCCAAAGUGCAAUGUAAGUUGUAUUUCUCUUUUCUUCUUGUUUGCUCCUUGUGCCCAUGAAUUUGUUUGAAGUACAUAUUAAAAAUGUCAUGUGUGGGUGCAUGUGCGUGCAUGCAUGUGAAUGUGGAGUUUAUGCAUUUAAUGCACUUACUAGGUCAUGAAAUAGGCUUGAGUUUGAAAUAUUGGAGUGGUAAAAGGUAUUUUAUCUUUCCUGUGCAGUGUGGCUUUUGUAGCUUAGGGAGUGUUUAGAUAAGUUUUUAAAAAAGGGUUUCCUUUUAUGUACCUAUUUGGCUUUAUAAUAAACGUUUAGGUUUGUUUCUUAUUGUUACUAAGUGAUCUCAUAUCGCUAAGUAGAGAAUGAUGUCAUCAGUUAUUUAUGUGUCUGAAAACCUCUCUGUGUUUUGAAAUCUUGCCUUUUUGCCAGAACAAUUCUCAUGAAUUGUCAUUCACUUAAGGCAGCAUAAUUCGUGUUUUAAUGCAUUUGUGUACCAGUUGUGUAUCUAGUGGGAGAACACAGGCACAGCAGUAUGGCUGUAGCACAUGUAUCACUUCAUACUCUCUCUCCCUCUCCCUGUCCCUCUCUCCCUCUCUCCCUAUCCCCUGCCUCUCUCUCUCUCUCUCUCUCUCUCUUCAUAGUGGCCUUUUUGAGUACUGACAUCACAGAGCCCUGUAAUAUGAAAAUGAGCACUUUAACAAACCACAGUUUUUUAUUUGUAAGCAUUCAGACCGUCCAGUGAAGUUUCCUGUUGGUGUUUUGAUAUGGCAUUUUGAAUGGCAGUGAAUGUGUAGACAUAAAUAUUACAGUGUGUAGUAACAUUGUGAUUUAAUUGUGAAAGAUGCUCCUGUUUUUGCUUGUCUGUGUGGAUAUGCAGACAAGGUCGAGAGGGAGCGAUUGAUUGAUGGGGUGAGGGUGACGCAGGUGAGGGCAGGUUUAAGUCUCAAUAGGUACAGAUGUAUGUCUGUUUCUUCCCAGUCUCUUUCUUGUAUCCUUCACCCUCUGCUCUUAUCUCUUUUGUGUUUACUCCAGCCACGCCCCCCUCUUUUUCUGCUCUGCAUGAUGGAGCCGCUUGAUUUGUUUGUUUCUACAGUUGGCCCCAAAAAGGAAAAUGAUGAUAAUUUUCUGUCCCACUACCUCUAACCUCAUUUUGUGAGAGGCAGCAGGCAGUAACAGGAGUCUCUCCUUCAUUGCUCAAUUGCGAUACCAAGUGCCACUGCCAGAUGCCCAGUGCUGUUAGAGGCCUGUGUAGGGUGCUGUGUGCUACUGACAGGAGGAGGGCUCCAACCUGCAGCUAUUAAUACCACCACCAAUAGAAUCUUUGGGGAGAGCUUAUCCUCUUACGUUGGCUGGAUAGUACAGGAGGGAGGGGAGAGAUAGAGGCAGUGAGACACAGAGAGCAGCAGGAGCUCUGACGCAGUUUCAUUUCUGAAGAAUUCUCCUUUACAAUAUAAAAAGAAGAACAAAACAAAUGUGUAACUCAUAGUUUUGUUUCUUUUCUCUUUCCUUUUGUCUCUCUCUCUCUCUCUCUCUCUGUCUCUCUUGCUUGCUCCUUUCUCUUCAUCUCUCUCUGUCUCUAUCAGUUUCCUUUUUACACUCUCUCGCUUGGCACCACAUACUUACUUGCCAGAGGGCAUGUAAUGCUAUUAGCUUUGUACCCAUAUGUUUUUAUGUGACCCUGUCUACGUACAUGCUGGCUCCAGGGCAGCAAGCUGAUAUAUAAGCACAGUCCUCAGUUAGGAACCUUUUUCUCUUGCUUGCUCACCAUGAACACACUGCCAGGCUUGUUUGGAGCCAGGAUCUCAGGCUGCUGGGCUUUAAGGGCAGACAGAAGUGGGGGAGGUGAAGGCUCUCUGGACAGGCUUCUCCCAUCUGUCAACACAGGUCUGUCACCACGCAAACGAACCACCAGCCAAUGCAAAUCAGAGCCCCCCCUGCUGCGCACAAGCAAGAGAACCAUCUAUACAGCGGGUCGUCCACCCUGGUACAACGAACAUGGCACCCAGUCCAAAGAAGCAUUUGUCAUUGGUCUUUGUGGAGGAAGUGCUUCUGGUAAAACAACAGUAGCCCGGAAGAUAAUUGAAGCUUUGGAUGUUCCUUGGGUUGUGCUCCUUUCAAUGGACUCCUUUUACAAAGUCCUUUCAGAUGAAGAACAGUUGCUAGCUGCAAGCAAUGACUAUAACUUUGACCACCCGGAUGCAUUUGACUUUGACCUGCUUGUCUACACACUCCGAAAACUUAAACAGGGCAAGAGUGUGAAGAUCCCAGUGUAUGACUUCACUACACAUGGCCGUCAGAAAGAGUGGAAAACUGUGUAUGGUGCCAGUGUCAUUAUAUUUGAAGGAAUCAUGUCCUUUGCAGAUAAGGAGUUGUUGAAGUUGUUGGACAUGAAAAUAUUUGUGGAUACAGAUUCUGACAUACGGCUGGUACGGAGGCUUAGGAGAGACAUUUCUGAGCGUGGUCGAGACAUUGAAGGAGUUAUCAAACAGUACAACAAAUAUGUAAAGCCUGCGUUUGAACAAUAUAUAGAGCCGACCAUGAGACUAGCAGAUAUUGUUGUGCCACGAGGGGGUGGGAACAUGGUAGCUAUUGAUCUGAUUGUUCAGCAUGUGCACAGUCAGCUGGAAGAGAGGAAACUCCGCUGGGAUAUGGCGGCGCUGGCCUCUGCCCAUCAAGCUCAGCCCCUACCCCAAACUCUCUGUGUUUUGGAGAGCACGCCGCAGGUCCGCGGUAUGCACACCAUUAUCAGGAAUAAAGAAACAAGCAGAGAUGAGUUCAUCUUCUACUCCAAAAGGCUGAUGAGACUCCUCAUUGAGAGAGCACUCUCCUUCCUUCCAUCUCAGGUUCGUGUUGUUCACACCCCACAAGGCCAGGACUAUGAAGGAAGGACCUUUCAAGGGAAGAGGGUCACAGGGGUAUCCAUCCUCAGAGCAGGAGAAACCAUGGAGCCUGCACUCAGAGCCGUCUGCAAAGAUGUCCGUAUUGGCAAGAUUCUAAUCCAGACCAAUCAGGACACAGGAGAGCCUGAGUUGCAUUACUUGCGUCUGCCCAAAGAUAUCAGCGAGGACCAUGUGAUCCUUAUGGACUGUACUGUGUCCACUGGUGCAGCGGCCAUGAUGGCAGUACGAGUCCUACUGGACCAUGAUGUACAGGAGGAUAAAAUUCUGUUGGUGUCUCUGCUGAUGGCUGAGAUGGGGGUCCACUCAGUAGCCUAUGCCUUUCCUCAGGUCAAAAUAAUCACCACUGCUGUUGACAAAAAGGUCAAUGACCUUUUCCACAUUAUUCCUGGCAUAGGGAACUUUGGAGAUCGGUACUUUGGCACUGAUGCACCGCCUGAUUGGAGUGACGAAGACAUGGAUGAGCCCAGCUGGUAAUAGCUACACUGAUCCUGCUGAUUUUGAGCCAUGUGGACAGGACUUUACAAUUAAUGCACUACAGACCUAAUGGGUCUGACUUUCAAAAUAUAGUUAUAUACCACAAGCAGUUGUCAAAUAUUUUAUAUAAUUUUUAAUGUCUUGGAAAUAUAGCAUAUUGAAGUUUUUAAAAAUGUGAACAUUUAUUUAAAAAAAUAUUGAAUUGUAUAUUAAAAUGUCUGUGGUAUUGUUCUAUGACAAUUUUACAAUAUUGUUUUAUUGUCAAGUGAAUGUGAUUAUUUAUUUUUAGUAAGUUGCUUUUAUGCUUCAUUUUCUUUCUUUUGUUUGUUUCUGUUUAGAGUUACAGCUUUCUGUAAACACAUUGAAAAACAGGUCUACCGCACAAACUGAGCUCUUGUAACGACCACUUCAUCGGAAAAUGUGUGUGGGCGUUGUUUCUUUAACUUGGUUUCCCCUCUACCUGCAAAAAAUUGCUGACCAAACCAUGAUAGUCCGUUAAUGUUGGGCUUGACCUUUUUAGAACAGUGAACUGAGUUUGUGGCCUACAAAUAUAUAUCUGCUUUAUUUUUUAUUUACAAACAUGCCUAAAUUUAGGUGAAAAUGAGAACUGGUCCGUCCUCAUCCUGCUGAGCAUGAUUUAUCAGGGUGUUUUUUUUGUGUGUGUGUGUGUGUGUGUGUGUGUGUGUGUGUGUGUGUGUGUGUAAACCUUUGUAAACACUUCCUUAUACAAGUCUGAAGUACAAGAAUUGAAUUUGGCACUUUCUAGAGCUGUGACACAAUAGCAAGGCAAAAUAGCAAAGCAAAAUUUGUACUAGAUAUUUCGUCCAAAAAAAAAAAAAAAAAAUGAGUGAAUUAUGUGGUGACUUUUUCAAGAUAUAUUCUGUACAUAUACCUCAUGUAAGGUAUACAUACAGAAUGUAUCUUGGAGUACAAUUGUACAGAUUUUUUUCAUAUAUAUAUAUAUAAUAUAUAUAUACACACACACUCACACUCACAUACACACAAUAAAUACAAACACACUGAUAAGGGGUUCCUCGACAGUUCUUUGGAUGAUUCUAACUUUACCCAUAAUGUAGACUUAAUUAAGAUCAACAACCUUCCUGUGAAUAUUUUGGUAAAGAAAGACCACGUGUGUUCUGUGUACAAGUGCAAGCAUGUCUGACUUAUCCUCAGCAUUGAAUAAUUAUCAUAAAUAGUACUGACUUUUUAUAUUAUUAACUUAUAUAUAUAUAUAUAUAUAUAUGUCAGUUAUAAUGUCAGUACUAAAUAGCACUUUAUAUUAUAACUGAUUACAUUAUAACUGAGACAAAAUUUGCUUGUCAUUGUGUCACUUGCAAGAUGCAAAAAAAUUAACUAAAAAGCCAAAAGGAAGUUUAAAUCUGGUGAAGUCCAGAUCAGUUUUCUUGUUUUUAUACAGGCUCAUAGGUUUCAUAUUACUAAAAGACAGGAAAAGGCUUUUUACUCUGAAAGCGCCAUAUAUUUUUCCAUUAUGGCAUGUCCAAUGAUUAUGUAUACAUAUGUACAUAUUCCUGCCUUUUUUAUAUGUGAUGCAGCGUUUCUUGAAAAGCAUUUGCAUAUCAACAGGCUUAUGUUAAAUAUGUAGCUUGGAAUCGACCGUACAUAUUCAACCCAGUACAAUAUUCUUGUAACACACUUUUAUUUUGAGUAAUCUGAAUAAUAAAAAUGUCAUCUGUUUAUAAUAAAGCAUUUAUUAAUUUAUUUUUCAUUUAUUCAAAUGAACUAAAACUAUUAAUGUGAAAAACUGUUAAUGUGAGUGAUUUGCUCUAUGGUUAUAUAAUUAUGUAAAUGAACCACAUGGAAAUGUAAGUUUUAUUUUUAAAGUCUCCCUUCAUAUAUGCAGAACACACCACCAAAAACCAGCCCUAUUAAUUACCUGACUUGCUGUAGAUACAGGAGGAAGAAACUGUAAGUUCGUGUAUGGAAGGUACAUUAGGCUUUUUUCAUCCUCUGGGUCAGAACAACAUAACUUGGUGUUAAUUUAUCAGGUAAGAAUGAGUUCAUGCUUCAGAAAUUUAGAUUUCAAAAUCAAACUAUUUUUGUUAAUAUAAAGCUUGUGUUAGAAACUAUAACUGUAUAUAUAAAAAAAAAGAUCUGUCUUAAAUGUCUCCAAAGAGAUUUAUUUUUAUUUUUUUCUUUAUCUGCAUCAUAUUGCUUGGGACUGUAAGAUAAAUGGAAUUAAAGAGUUUAAAUUUAACCUGUGUCUGUAGAAAUUUGUGUAUUUGAUUGUUUAAAAAAAACCCACACAUUUCAUUAUUGCAUGUGUGACCAUAAAUAACUGUUAAGCUGCUGUCAUGAUGUACACUUUUAUCUCUUUUAGUCAUGGCAUAUGACAUAUAUUAUACACAGGUAUAUGAUAUAUCUUUGUUUUAAACAAACAUGCUGUGGAUAGUAAGACAAGACAUUAAUGUUUCAAAUACACAGGAAGGAUACUGUGGUUGUCCUCUGCUCAUGGAAACUAACCUAGCUAUCUUUCAACAGUUUCCAUAAUUAAGUUCUUUCUGAACAACUAUAACUGAAAAGUGAUCAUGCAGCUGAAAGUCAUCUUAGUUAAAAAGGGCCAGUUGAGGGGAUAUUGGGUAAGAUGUGUGAAGAAGUUACACUUCUAAGUAAAACAGAGCUUCUAAUCUGCAAAAAUAGAAUGGUUAAUGCUAAAUGUAGCUAUAAGGGCAAAUGUGUAAAAUCUGGUAAUGUAUGGUCCAUUUUCUGUGUGAAGUUAGUAGAUGACGCAUAGUAGAGAACAAUGAAGCUGUGGGAAAUCUACAUCUUGCCAGUUUUAUACUGGAUUUAAAUGUCCUCUUCUAUUAGGAUAUCUUAUUGUUAACACAGAUUUUUUUUUUAAAAUAGAUGUUAUAAAGCACACUUUUAAGUUGGAAAGGCUGUGCUGAAUGAAUUUUUUCUCAAGGCCUUCAAUAUUAAGAUGUCAUGGAAAGUUUACCACAAGCUAGCUCAUAGUGACAAACAGGAAGGAGGUGCCUGUUUGUAUGUGGCAGCACUCACAUCCCCAAUAGCAGUGUCAGGCCCAGCAGGCCACAGAUUGGUGAUGUGUGAGUGAGUGUGUAUAUGUCUCUAUGUAUGGCCUGCAUACUAAAGAGAGAAGAAAGGGCUGGCGUGUUCUGAAUUCUGUCUCUCUUACUGUGGACCGAUGUGCAUGUCUCAGUGUUCUCUAUAAAUAACUGGUGAGUGUCUUACAACUACCCUUAUAACAAGAUUAAGUACUAUAUAUUUUGCAAGUUCUUUUGUGAGGAUUUAAGAUCCUAAAUAGCUCAGAAAACAAGUGCUCAGGUUUUGUUUUCAAUUGAGAUGUACACUGGGCACACUUGAAUUAUUAAGCUGACUUUUACUGCAUCAUGUUAGUCAAAGUAUAAUGCUUGUGAGGUGUGUUCAUCCUGGAUCAAACAUGGUGAAUAAUUCAUAUGUGGAGAAAUUCAUGAGCAUUAGCUAAAGUAUAAAAAGAACUACAGUAGAUGUUAUGGUUAGCCUGGUGAUGAAGAAACAAAUAUUACAGUGCCAACCAACAGAUCCAUGACACGUUUCAUGCAUUUUUCAUGCGUGAAACACGUCAUGGAUAAAAGGCUUUUUCAUUCAAUGUUACCAUGAGUCCAUUAAGCGGUUAAGUGAUGAUAAUACAAUAAUAGUACAGUACGCUGAUCAAUUAUUUGUGUUAAGCAGUAAUUUGUUUAAAUCCACUGGUUUACUGUCCUCAAGGAGGAAAUGUUAUACAAUGUAUGAAAUGUGUAGAUAACACAAUGCAAUAAGAAAAUAGCAAAUGUCAGUUUAUUAAUUGUUAAUAUUCAGCAUACUUAUUUAUAGUUCAAAUUAAUCAUUUGUAAUUAAUUUCAAGAAGUGAAAAAGAAAAAAGCAAAGUAUUUGUAUACAAUCACAUUGUUGAUGAUGAAAAUAUUUUUAAUAAAUAAAUUCAACCAAUGGAAAACUGCAAGGUAAUUAUAAUCUUAUAAUUUGUCACCUCUCCCACCAAAAUCAGUGUUAAAUUAAAUAACUGUCCUCCAUUGUAUUUGAUGUUGCAAAUACUAAAAGGAAUUAAAACAAUAUUAUUAAGAAGAGCAGCUUUGUUAUCAUAUGCAUUUUAUUGUUUUCUCACAGGUAGCAGGGUGUGGAUCUCGUUGCUCAUUUGUGUCAAAGCUCUUAAAGGUUUACUUUGGAAGUGGGGAGUGGCUUCGGUUCCUCACUGUGUCUGGGCAGCACUUUCAAGGACUGUCAAACCUGAGAAUGCUGAAGUUUUGGGUCAAUCUCAGGUUCGUCAGCCCAUGAAAAGCUGUCUCCAUCCAAUCCUAGUAAGAGCAGUAAAGUUUUAGGGUUUUUUAAUGUGUCAUUUUUAGUGACCUGAUUACUGAUUUCAGAAAGGUUAUGUUGUUUUAUAGUCUGGACAUAUGAAACAGUGAAUCAUCUAUCUAUCUAUCUAUCUAUCUAAAAUUAUUAAUAUACAUUUUGCAUUACAAUAUAGAUGUCAUAUAAUUAGACCUACUUUUCUUUUGUGUAUGAAUUUACUUGUUAUGAUUAAUGUGCAUGAUGUUUUAUUUUGUGACAAUUAUCACUUUGUACUAUUUCUUAAUGUUGAAUGUUUAUAUUUUUGCUGCAAAUGGAAAGAUUUGUUUAAUCAAGUUGUUUAAACUGUCCAUUUCCAUUAUGAGUAUGAUGAUAUGGAUAGGUAUUAAACUGCCAAAAUAAAUUAUGUAUGCAUUUUU